This is a messenger RNA of Penicillium robsamsonii, 1725 nucleotides long. RefSeq names its product MFS transporter. Lineage: Eukaryota; Fungi; Ascomycota; Eurotiomycetes; Eurotiales; Aspergillaceae. Gene Ontology annotation, biological process: xenobiotic detoxification by transmembrane export across the plasma membrane. Bases 1 to 1725 code for a protein of 574 amino acids. The transcript has 2 exons. Gene Ontology annotation, molecular function: fluconazole transmembrane transporter activity. The record is from RefSeq and is a predicted model, not a curated record.
AUGGCUCACAUCCUCGCCAACUCCCCAGUGGGCUUGAUCGGCCACUGGCUCUCCAGGGGUUGUCUGUUUAAGCCCACCGAGCAGAGGCCAGGGUUCAAGUUGCCACAGCCAUAUCAACUCGCGGCAGCUGGCAGCGAUAUCGUCCAUGACCAGUCGAGCACACUGGAGGGCAAGAAGGGGACCCGCAUCGCAAAUGAAUCAGUGUCCGAAGGCAGAAGAACAGGCUCCCAGACCCAAGCACAUAGCCCGAUCGUCCUGCAGCUGCAGCAACAAGAACAGCAACAACCUUUAUGGAAUGAUCCCAUUAUUAUGUCCGAUGGGACAAUUCAGGUCGACUGGUACUCCGAUCAGGACCCAGACAAUCCGCAUAACUGGUCGAUCGCCGCCAAGCUCCUGGUGCAUAUCACAGUCAAUCUCUUUACCUUCAUGGUCUACAUCUCAGUGGCCAUCUUCUCGGCCGCAGAGGAGGAAUUCACGACCCUGUUCGGCGUGACGCACUCUGUGAGCGCGAUGGGAAUGGCGCUGUCUGUGCUGGGGUAUGGUACAGGGCCUAUGAUUUGGAGUCCCCUCUCAGAAAUCCCAUCCAUAGGUCGCAAUCCCCCUUACGGGAUUUCCAUCACAAUUUUCCUACUACUCAGCAUUCCGACUGCGCUCGUUAAUAAUGUUCCAGGCUUUUUGGUUCUGCGGUUUCUCCAGGGAUUCUUUGGCUCCCCCGGGCUGGCUACCGGUGGUGCUUCUAUCGCCGAUGUCACCGAGCUUCAGAAUCUUCCGUAUGGCCUCUACGUCUGGGGAACAUGCGCCGUUGCAGGCCCAGCCGUGGCCCCGGUCAUUGCAGGCUUCAGUGUCCCCGUAAAGGGUUGGCGCUGGUCUAUGUGGGAAGUCCUCUGGGCCGCGGGGGUUUGCUUUGUAUUUCUCAUCUUCCUGCCCGAGACCUCUGGUCCAGCCAUUCUACACCUGCGCGCAAAAAGGCUCCGAGCUCUCACGGGCAAUCCAGCCUUCCAAUCCCAGUCCGAGAUCGAGGUCAAAAAUACCUCGCCUAUGCAGACUCUCUACGAUGCCUUGAUCGUCCCCUGGAAGAUCAAUGCGUUGGACCCUGCCAUCUUAUUCAGCACGAUCUAUAUCGGGCUUGUUUACGCCAUCUUCUACUCAUACUUCGAGGUCCUUCCGCUCGUAUACAUCGGGAUUUACCAUAUGAGCCUCGGGCAGAUGGGUCUCAUCUUCCUGGCCGCCAUCGUGGGCACCAUCGUGGUCCUCCCAUACUACUUCUGGUUCACCCACUACUCCCUGAACGGAGACUUUCGUCGGGGCCAAGUUCCCCGACCAGAGAAUAGACUCGUCCCUGCGCUUUUUGGGAGUAUCCUUGUACCUAUUGGCUUGUUUAUGUUUGCGUGGACCUCGCGUGAAUCGAUCCACUGGAUAGUGCCGACGGUGGGUAUGGUCCUAGAGGUGGCAGGCAUGGCGCUGGUCCUUCAGUGUAUAUUCAGUUACAUUGCCGUGGCUUAUGUCACCUAUAGCGCGAGUCUGUUUGCGAUUAAUGAUCUGUGUCGUGCGUAUUUCGCAUUUGGGGCGAUCCUUGUGUCGAAGCCUAUGUAUGGUCAUCUAGGUGUGUCCAAGGGGACGACCGUGUUGGCGGGUCUUACUGUGGGCUGUGUAGCGGGCAUGUUUAUAUUGUACUGGCUUGGGCCGGAGUUGCGGAGGCGAAGUAGAUAUGCUCAGCCUGACUAA